Messenger RNA from Gilbertella persicaria, 1135 nucleotides. RefSeq lists its product as uncharacterized. Gene Ontology annotation, molecular function: GTPase activator activity. The record is from RefSeq and is a predicted model, not a curated record. Gene Ontology annotation, cellular component: cytoplasm; nuclear pore. Gene Ontology annotation, biological process: intracellular transport. The transcript is spliced from 3 exons. Bases 242 to 1099 code for a protein of 285 amino acids. NCBI's taxonomy places the organism in Eukaryota, Fungi, Mucoromycota, Mucoromycetes, Mucorales, Choanephoraceae.
AACAAAAAGAGAGGAAGAGCCACAUCCGUUGAACCUACAGCUGAUCAACCUAUUAGUCAGGUAACCGACCACUGUUGAACAUGGCGAUACUUAUCUUUUUAGGACACGGCACAAGAACCUGUUCUAUCUACUGUGCCUAAAAAGACGUAAGCAAAUGAUGAACAAUAAUUCAUGACUGAAUCCAAAUAGAAAACGCGAUGAUGAAGAAAGUGGAACCACUGUCAGCACCAUUCGUAAAAACAUGAAAGACAUGUCCACGACCGAUAAAACCGUGUCAGAAAGCUCAAGUACAGAGAACUCCCCCAAAAACACACAUGCAUUUGCUAAAUUUGCUGGUAAACAGCAAGACGACGAUGACUGGGGAGAAUUUGCUGAAGAAGACGAAGAAGAGGAAAAAAAGAAGGAAGAACCCAAACAAGACGAUAAGCCCAAAUACACAUUUGGUGCUUCUUCUGGAUUUGGUUCUAAAGGUUGGGCAACGACGCAUCAAACUGUUCCCGUCAAGUCUACUUUAGGUGGGUUUGGUAAUUUUGGUGGAUUUAAGAAAGAGGCUCAGGAAAAAGAACCCUCUUUUAGUGCAUUUGCAAAGACAACAGUGUCUCCUUUUGCUAAUGUGGCUGCUGCUGUGAAUGUGAAUGCCUUAUCGACUGAUAAACCACAAACACAAGAAGAAGAAGGAUCAACUGGAUUUGGUGGGUCUGUCAAAACCAAAGUACCUGGUGUUAAACCCACUGAAGUCAAAACAGGAGAAGAGGAUGAACAGACAAUCUAUCAAACAAAAGCCAAGUUACUCGUCUUGGAUAACAACAACUGGAAAGAACGCGGUGUAGGCACUUUUCGUAUCAACAUGAAGGAAGACAAGGCACGCCUUGUGAUGCGCACAGACUCUGUCUAUCGUCUUAUUCUCAAUUUGGGAUUAUUCAAGGGCAUGAAAGUUUGCAUGAUGCAAGAUAAAUUUGUUCGUUUUGCAGGCUUUGAGACAGAGACAAAAGAAGAUGGCACUACAGACACAAAAUUGGUUAGUUUUGCACUCAAGUUGAGUAAUGCAGGUGUUGCUAAAGAAACAUGCGAUCAAAUCACUGCAUGUCUUCCUGAAUAAAUACAUAAGCCACAAUCUUUAAUUUCUCUACUUUCU